Molecule: messenger RNA, 808 nt
Organism: Fragaria vesca subsp. vesca
Lineage: Eukaryota; Viridiplantae; Streptophyta; Magnoliopsida; Rosales; Rosaceae
Product: EG45-like domain containing protein-like
Exons: 3
Coding region: 78-512 (144 amino acids)
Source: RefSeq, a predicted model, not a curated record
AUAUAGAAUACAAAAAUCUCCUUGCAUCCCAGAGCUUAUCUUCCAAAUCUCAAACACCCUUUUCUGCAGAGAAAAAGAUGAUCACAACUCAUCCACAAUAUCUGCCUUACCUUUCAUUACUCCUCGUGCUCUUAUUUCCACAGCUUUUCCAAACAUCAAACGCCGACGUUGGCACUGCUGCUCAGUAUGCUCCCCCAUAUUUACCCACCGACUGUUAUGGAAGCGACUCGUCACAGUUUCCGUCAAGUAACUUGUUUGCGGCGGCCGGAGAUGGAAUAUGGGACAACGGAGCGUCAUGUGGGAGGCAGUACUUGGUGAGAUGCAUUAGCGCAGCUCAAACGGGGACGUGUGUUCCGGACAAGACCAUUCAGAUCAGGAUUGUGGAGUAUGCUGCCAGCGUUACUUCACAGCCUUCUGCGGCCGGCACCACCAUGGUGUUGUCGCAGACGGCUUUCGCUGCUAUUGCCAACUCAUCGGCUACUUCCGUCAACAUUGAGUUCCAACAGGUGUGAUUUAUUGGGUUUGGACUGUGUAUCAUAUAUUCAUCAACAGAAGACAGCUAGCUGGAGCCGAUCCAUGGCGCGCGGUGAAAAUGUGUUAGUUUUUUUUCUUGUCAAUGUAAUAUGUAAUUACACAUUCUAGAAAUGCUUUUGGAAUUGGCACUUGUACGUUUAUUAAUCUACAGAUAGAGAAUUUUUAUCUUCAACGAAGAAGCAGAUUAUGUCAUUUUCAUAUUUUCGUGUAUACAAAUAGAUGCGUGCACUCUAGUUGUAUGAUAUAUACUUUUCAUAGGCCUUCACGAACUGAA